Messenger RNA from Cricetulus griseus (Chinese hamster), 1284 nucleotides. The record is from RefSeq and is a predicted model, not a curated record. NCBI's taxonomy places the organism in Eukaryota, Metazoa, Chordata, Mammalia, Rodentia, Cricetidae.
UCACCAGAGAAGAUUCUGGAACUCUGCGACGACUACGACGACGUCCAGCACGAGUUCUACUUCGACCGUAACCCCGAGCUCUUCCCCUAUGUCUUGCAUUUCUACCACACGGGCAAGCUGCACGUCAUGGCUGAGCUGUGCGUCUUCUCCUUCAGCCAGGAGAUCGAGUACUGGGGCAUCAACGAGUUCUUCAUCGACUCCUGCUGCAGCUACAGCUACCACGGCCGCAAAGUGGAACCCGAGCAGGAGAAGUGGGACGAACAGAGUGACCAGGAGAGCACCACGUCCUCCUUUGACGAGAUCUUGGCCUUCUAUAACGACGCCUCCAAAUUCGAUGGGCAGCCCCUGGGCAACUGCCGCAGGCAGCUCUGGUUGGCACUGGACAACCCGGGCUACUCGGUCCUAAGCAGGGUCUUCAGCGUCCUUUCCAUCUUGGUGGUGUUGGGAUGCAUCAUCACCAUGUGCCUCAACAGCCUACCCGAUUUCCAAAUCCCCGACAGCCAGGGCAACCCCGGUGAGGACCCCAGGUUCGAAAUCGUGGAGCAUUUCGGCAUCUGGUUCACAUUUGAGUUGGUGGCCAGGUUUGCCGUGGCCCCUGACUUCCUCAAGUUCUUCAAGAACGCUCUCAACCUUAUUGAUCUCAUGUCUAUCGUCCCCUUUUACAUAACUCUAGUGGUGAACCUGGUGGUAGAGAGCUCCCCUACCUUGGCUAACUUGGGCAGGGUGGCGCAGGUCCUCAGGCUGAUGCGGAUCUUCCGAAUUCUCAAGCUGGCCAGACACUCCACCGGCCUCCGCUCCUUGGGAGCCACCCUGAAAUACAGCUACAAGGAAGUGGGGCUGCUCUUGCUCUACCUCUCGGUGGGGAUCUCCAUCUUCUCUGUGGUGGCCUAUACCAUUGAGAAGGAGGAGAAUGAGAGCCUGGCUACCAUCCCCGCCUGCUGGUGGUGGGCUACCGUCAGCAUGACCACUGUUGGGUAUGGAGAUGUGGUCCCGGGGACCACAGCUGGGAAGCUGACUGCCUCUGCCUGCAUCUUGGCAGGCAUCCUGGUGGUGGUCCUGCCCAUCACUUUGAUCUUCAAUAAGUUCUCCCACUUUUACCGGCGCCAAAAGCAACUUGAGAGUGCUAUGCGCAGCUGUGACUUUGGAGAUGGAAUGAAGGAGGUCCCUUCGGUCAAUUUAAGGGACUACUAUGCCCAUAAAGUUAAAUCCCUCAUGGCAAGCCUGACUAACAUGAGCAGGAGUUCACCCAGUGAGCUGAGUUUAGAUGAUUCUCUACAUUAGUUG